Messenger RNA from Aspergillus heteromorphus CBS 117.55, 1094 nucleotides. RefSeq lists its product as uncharacterized. Bases 53 to 859 code for a protein of 268 amino acids. The record is from RefSeq and is a predicted model, not a curated record. Lineage: Eukaryota; Fungi; Ascomycota; Eurotiomycetes; Eurotiales; Aspergillaceae. The transcript has a single exon.
GCUAGAUCAUAAGGAUCAGAAACUCUACUAUGAAAGGAUUGUAGCCCGAUAUAUGGAGUUCUGUGCCCGCCACCAGAAAGGCCUGGACGCAGCAUGGGCGUCCCUCCCCAGCAGCGCGUCAAGCGAUGCGACCAGCAACCCGCCGGCUUCUCUUCCCUCCUCCGGUGAAAAACCGACCGCCCCCCACAAUCCUGCAGCGUCCACGGAGCUAUCAACGAUCCUGCUUUCCCUCCGCAAGCUGCGCGAGGCCGUUGUGGCCACCGCUUCCACAGUCCCCAUCGCCUUCUCCCAGCAUGUAUACAUUCUCUCGAUCAAAAUAUCCAUCCAAGCCCGGCAUCCGCCGUCAUACUAUCCUUCCCUGCGCCGUCUUCUAGAGGAAUUACACUCCGCGUCCCACCCUCUCCCGGACUCCGACCUGAGAGACGUCGUUUCAUACUUGCUCCUCGAUUACGCCUGUCGACAGGAGGACAUGGCUGCCGCUUAUCAGCUGCGUGCACGUGCCCGCAGAGAAUACGGGUUUCAGUCGUCAAUAAUAGACCGCGUUUUGACUGCACUGGCACAUGACAACUGGGUUGAAUUCUGGCGGGUCCGCAAAGAGGUGGACUCCAGUAUGCGCGCAGUCAUGAACUGGGCGGAAGACCGCGUUAGAAGACUCGCUCUCAAAGCAGUCAGCAAAGCCUAUCUCAGCACCGACGCCAGAUGGAUUACCGAGGGUUGCACCGGUGACAGGAAUUGGACGUGGGAGAAGUUGGCCGCCGCGGAGAACCUCGGUUGGGAGAAAGACGGCGACAAAAUCAUCAUCAAGAGGCCGAAGAAAAAGCCUCAGACGAGCCUUGCACCUAUCAAGGAGAAUCCAUAAAGAGCUCCGGUCGAUUGAUUAUCGUUAUGUUGUCAUCUGGCGUAUGAAUGGCAUUGGGGGAGCAUGGCGUUCGUUUCUGGGUAAAUGGGAUGAUAUGAGAGCAUGUCGACCCGACGAACAUUCUUAGAUAGCAUAUCGGUUCUUGAAACAAGUCUAUUCUUGGAGACGGGUACGUGAGUUUUCGGCGUUUAUUGUUCAUUCCAUCACAGCUUGAAAUCCGCAUUGGAUCGAUCUA